This is a messenger RNA of Drosophila novamexicana, 1849 nucleotides long. RefSeq names its product aromatic-L-amino-acid decarboxylase. Gene Ontology annotation, biological process: catecholamine metabolic process; amino acid metabolic process; serotonin biosynthetic process. Bases 229 to 1770 code for a protein of 513 amino acids. The transcript is spliced from 4 exons. The record is from RefSeq and is a predicted model, not a curated record. Gene Ontology annotation, molecular function: aromatic-L-amino-acid decarboxylase activity; pyridoxal phosphate binding. Lineage: Eukaryota; Metazoa; Arthropoda; Insecta; Diptera; Drosophilidae.
GAACGGCGACCAGCACUCAGUUGGCUAACGGAUGCCGGAGCGGGCACAGCUUGACUAAAUACACUAAGAACUAAUAAAACAGCAGCCGAAACAAAAACAAAAGAAAACGAAACGGAACGGAACGUAACUAAGCGACACAUUCACGGCGAAAAGUGCAAAUAAUUAAAAGUAGUCAACUUAAGUGCACAGUAAGACAGCAUUCCACGCAAUACUCAUUAUUCAUUGGUAAUGAGCAAAGCUUCCACUAAUACUAACAUGCCCCAUUUAAGUAAGGGUAUAUCCAAAGCUAACCCUGUGGUGACAGAUAAACUGGAUUCGAUCGAUAUGGAGGCGCCCGAGUUCAAAGAUUUUGCCAAAUCGAUGGUCGAUUAUAUAGCCGAUUACCUGGAAAACAUACGAGACAGGCGAGUUUUGCCCGAGGUUAAGCCGGGCUACUUGCAGCCAUUGAUACCGGAUGCGGCGCCAGAGAAGCCAGAGGACUGGCAGGAUGUUAUGAAGGACAUUGAGCGGGUCAUCAUGCCCGGCGUGACACACUGGCACAGCCCCAAGUUUCAUGCCUAUUUUCCGACGGCCAACUCCUAUCCGGCGAUUGUGGCAGAUAUGUUGAGCGGAGCGAUUGCUUGCAUUGGAUUUACUUGGAUAGCUAGUCCAGCCUGCACUGAGCUGGAGGUGGUCAUGCUUGAUUGGCUGGGCAAGAUGAUCGACUUGCCCUCGGAGUUUUUGGCCUGUUCGGGCGGCAAAGGCGGCGGCGUCAUACAAGGAACGGCCAGCGAGUCGACCUUGGUGGCGCUACUUGGGGCAAAAGCCAAGAAGCUGCAGGAGGUGAAGGCUAAGCAUCCUGAGUGGGAUGAUCACACGAUAAUUGGCAAGCUGGUGGGCUAUGCCUCUGCCCAGUCACAUUCGUCCGUGGAGCGGGCUGGUCUCUUGGGUGGCAUCAAGUUGCGCUCAGUUCCGGCGGAUGAGAACAAUCGUCUACGCGGCGAUGCCUUGGAGAAGGCUAUUGAAGAAGAUUUGGCUGAUGGUCUGAUACCUUUCUACGCGGUCGUCACAUUGGGCACGACAAACUCGUGCGCCUUCGAUCGCUUGGACGAGUGCGGUCCUGUGGCCAAUAAGCACAAUGUGUGGCUGCAUGUCGAUGCGGCUUACGCCGGAUCCGCUUUUAUAUGUCCGGAAUAUCGUCAUCACAUGAAGGGCAUGGAGAAAGCGGACUCGUUCAACUUUAAUCCACACAAAUGGAUGCUGGUCAACUUUGACUGCUCCGCCAUGUGGCUAAAGGAUCCCAGCUGGGUGGUCAACGCAUUUAACGUGGAUCCGCUCUACCUGAAGCACGACAUGCAGGGCUCAGCGCCUGACUACCGUCACUGGCAAAUCCCGCUAGGUCGCCGAUUCCGAGCCCUUAAGCUCUGGUUUGUUCUGCGUCUGUACGGCGUCGAGAACCUCCAGGCGCACAUCAGACGCCACUGCGGCUUUGCCAAACAGUUUGGGGAUCUGUGCGUGCAGGACAAACGCUUUGAGCUGGCCGCCGAGGUGAACAUGGGCCUAGUCUGCUUCCGUCUGAAGGGCACCAACGAGCGCAACGAAGCGCUGCUGAAACGGAUCAAUGGACGUGGCAACAUACACAUGGUGCCAGCCAAGAUACGCGACGUUUACUUCUUGCGCAUGGCUGUCUGCUCGCGUUUUACACAGUCCGAGGACAUGGAGUACUCCUGGAAAGAAGUCAGCGCUGCAGCCGAUGAGUUGGAGCUGAGCGAGGCGGCGGACAAGAAGUGAACAGCAUCAGAAAUAUGCAUCAGAAGUGACAUGUUUAGGGAAUUUUAGCAUUGAAUACUCACCUCCUACUCCCAGUUCC